AUGAAGAUCUUUUCAACUGACGUGCCGGGAGAUAAUGACCUUACAGCGAUCCAAACCAUAUGCAAUACCUUACAACGUGAGAGAAUCUCUAAAGUUGGAUAUCGAGGCACUGCUGCAGAUUGGCGUGAUCAAAGAAUCGAAGUGUCCUUGCUGAAGCCGGUUGUGGUCGUACGUAAGAAGGAUGGUACGAAUAGAGUGUGUGUUGACUAUCCGAAGCUUAAUCGCCUCACGGACUUCGACCCGACACCAGCCAAUACCACCGAGGAAAUAUUUGAGAAGAUGGCCCAUAAAAAAUAUCAAUUGGAGCAAUGGGUACUGGAAAAUUCCCGUUCUGGGGAAAGAUGUUCCUAA
Messenger RNA from Paramuricea clavata, 351 nucleotides. Lineage: Eukaryota; Metazoa; Cnidaria; Anthozoa; Malacalcyonacea; Plexauridae. The record is from the annotation of a GenBank genome assembly.